Messenger RNA from Insectozyma verbasci, 572 nucleotides. Lineage: Eukaryota; Fungi; Ascomycota; Pichiomycetes; Serinales; Debaryomycetaceae. The record is from the annotation of a GenBank genome assembly.
AUGGGUUUACUUCCAUGGUACGUAAAAACGCGCAAAUUUUUAAUCUAAAAAUAAAUCGCGCUUUUCAGAUGAAAAUGAUACCUAACAAAGCUAACGUGUUUCUUCAACGAUUAUAUUAGGAUUAGAAUGUGGAGCUGGUGGUUUGGUCUGAAGAUGGCUCGGUACGUAAUAAAUUAAUGUAUACAAUGAGACUGUGGUACUGACUAUACUUUUAGUUGCCGGUUUUUUAUCUUUUGUGUUGGUUUUAGUUUAACGGUAUUAGGACCAGCUAUACCUACUAAUGUAUGUAAGAUGAAACGACAUGACCAUUCAAAUUACUAACUUUAUAGGGUGGUUUGUUUUAUUAUGCAAAUUACUAUCGUCCUGAAAAUUUUAGAGUACCUCUUUCAUUCAUUGCUGGUUGUUCAAAUACUUUCGGUCUUUCAUCUGGGCUUAUACCAAUUUUAUAUGGUUUCAGUGUUCAAAUUUUUGCAGCUGUAAAUAUUGCUAUGGAUGGUGGGUUUGAAAUUACAAAUCCAAAAAUUUUUGGAGUUUUCGUUGGUGGUAUAGUAUUUGCAACAAUAAUUACUUGA